CCCGCCGUUGUUUGCUCUUUACUGCUUUUUAGGCACUGUCAAGCGAGGACAUCAGACAACGAUUGCUCCGCAGCCAAAGCUUUGUCUUUAUUGUUUGUUGUGUUUAAAAGGUGAAGCGGGUGAUUCUGAUUGUGGAAAGUGAACACUAGACCAGCCAUUGACAAUGGAUGACGACGACGAUGCCAAAGAGAAGGCGCGGAGGGGAAAGAGAAGGACAGCCAAAGUAGUCAACUAUGCCAAAGAGCAGCAGUUCAGCGAUGCCUCUGACAUCUUUGAGGACAGUGAUGACAGCGCACCCAAGGCAAAGAAGCGGGGUCGUCCUCGGAGAAGCGAUGCCAACGAUAUGGUCUAUGCUCAAGACGAUGACACGUUCAAAAAGACAGGUCCAAUAUAUACGGAGCGUGGCUACGACACGUCUCUUCUCCCCAUCAGGGAACGCUUUCCCUUUUUACCCGAGUUUGAAGCCGAUGGAUCUCCAAAGAUAGAUCUCAUUGUAGGACGUAGACCCAUUGACGAAAAAGAAGAGAGCAAUGAGAAUGAGGGGAAGGACAAUGAAGAUGAGAAGAAGGACGAAGAGGAUAUGUCAGACGAAGAUGAUGGAAAGCGCCGCAAACGCACUAGACGUUCCAGCGCCGGCGGCAAGGGAAAAGGAAAGUCCAAGUCCCCCGCCAAAGCAACAAAGGAGGCCACGACAUUGGUGGAGUAUGAAUAUCUAAUCAAAUACAAGGGUCGCUCUUAUCUGCACUUGGAGUGGAAAACUGGGGCUGACCUGGAAAGCAUGAACAAAUCCGCCAAGGGAAUCUAUCGGCGCUACCUCAAGAAGAUUGGAUCAGGCGAUGAGGAGCUGGAAGAUCCCAACUUUGAUCCUUCGUUUGCCAUCCCACAGCGUAUAUGCGACGAAGCCCAACAAGAAAUCACAGUGGAGCUCUCAGACAAGGAGUUGCUCAAGUGGGAGAAGGAACGCGCCAAAGAACUGGCUGCUGAAAAAGAUGAUGACUCGGAUUCUGAUGACGACAAGCCUAAGAAAGCCAAAGUUGAUGACAAAAAGGACUCGGAAGACAAGGAAAAGAAGGAAGAGCCCACAGAGACGAAAGAGGAACUAAUGGAUUGGGAAGGAGAGGACGAUAUUGAUUUCAGGAAUGUAUCUAUGGAUCGCUUGCGGAAGAUCCUUGAGUCUGACGGAUCUUACUAUCCUAAUAUUGAGGGGUCGGAUAACGCCUAUCGCGACGGAUACGUCACCGAGCCACCCAAAAAGCCCCGUGCGUCGUACCUCUUCUUCCAAUGCACAAUGAGAAACUACUUCAAGAAAAAGCAUCCGGGCACUACCAUAGCCGAACUCAUGUCGAUCCUUGGAGAGCAUUGGCAAGCCAUGAGCGACGAAGAGCAAGCUCCAUUCAUCCAACUAGCCAGGGAAGAAAUGGCUGCGUAUGACCGAGAGCGUGCUCUCAUGGAAAAGGCUCAGAAACCCAACGAAGUGUGGCAACCAAUUAGGAGGUGCCGAAUGGUGCUGAACAAAAUCAAGGCGGAUAGCUUCGCCGACAUUUUCUUGAGUCCCGUGGAGUUGGAUGAUUUCCCAGACUAUGAAGAGACGAUUGACCAGCCGAUGGAUCUAGGGACAGUGGAGACGAAGCUCAACAAUAAGAAGUACCAAGCACCUGAACAAUUUGCCCGCGAUGUUCGAAAGAUUUGGAACAACUGCAAGAUUUACAAUCAACACGGUUCGGCCAUUUGGCACGUAGCAGACUACAUGUCCAAGCAAUUCGAGCGGCUCUACCAUGCGUGGGUGCUUGACUUCCGCGAGCGCUACCUGCGCUGGGCCAACCCGAAAGCCAGGCCUUGGGAGCAGACAUGUCGACAAUGCGACGGCAAGUGCGGCACCCCCAAUGACCAGCUUGUGAUGUGUGACCAUUGUGAUGCUCCUUAUGGUUUUAAAUGCCUCCCAAAGCCACUCAAAAAGGUGCCCAAAGGCGUCUGGCAUUGCGCAGAUUGUAAGCCAAGGCUCAACACAUUGAAAGGGACGCGGAUGCUUUCUGCCAUGGCAGAAGCCGCAGCUCGCAAGAGGGCAGAUCUGGGAGACACACCGAAGAAAAAGAUCAACCAGACGAUGUUUCUUGUGAAAUGGGAGGGACUGGGCUAUGAAUAUUGCACAUGGGAAACCAAAGAAGACAUCAGUGGCAGUGGUCCCAAUUUGAUUGCAGUGUUUCACAGACUCAACAAUACGUUUCCAGAUGAACCUGACAUGCCAGAAGCUGACGUGAACAACCACUUGAACAAGGCAAAACACCUCAACCUUGAAAAUGCGGGUGGAACUUCUUGCGUUCCUGAGCUUCGUUCGCAGCUGUACUCCCAAUCAAGGGCUCUACAGUUUUCUAAGUUUGGCAAGGAUCUGCCGGAGGGUCUUUGCAGCCUGUGCGGACCGAAGACUAAAGCAUCAACAAUUUGCAAAACUGUCAAGGAGCCAUCGCUUAAUCGGGAUGUGGUUGAAUGCAUCUCGUCGCUUGUGGACCAUGUAUCCAAGGAAAAUGUCUUCAAACUACAGGCAAAAGUCACUUCGCAUCUACCACCUCUGCUCACGGGUGAAUACGAUGUCAUCAUUCCAAUCACAGCAAAGGGGUUGAUGAUGAAUGUCGGCGAAAUCCACGGCUCUGUGGCGUUUCUGGGAUACCGGAGCUUCCCGGAUGGUUCGAAGGGUCCUUCUGAAAUCAAAAGACUGAUUCGCAAUGUAGGGGACAAGAUCAUUGCAGUUGAUGGUGUUUCAACUGUGAAGAAGACAUUUCAGCAGGUGAUUGCGAUGCUCAAGGAAAGUGGAAAGCACAAGUACGCAUUCAUGCGCUUUCUCGAAACAAAGUUCUCCGUCUGCGACAGCGAUCUUGCCAGUGUUGGGGCAACUGGGCGUUACGCCUUUGAAGAGUUACAAAAGAAGUUUUCGACGGAUCGAGAACGCUUGCUGGUCCAGCGCAAACAGCAGCUCAUCGAGGCCAAAACUGACAAGGUUGACGAGGCGGAGGAGAGCGAUGGAAGCGCUGAGGCCGACUCUGAUGAAGAAUCUGAAGACGGUAGCGAGGGAGAAUUCCAGCCUGAUAGUGAUGCCGAGGAAGACGAGUUGAUGAAGAAGAAGAGGGGCAAAAAAGCAGCUGAAUCCCCGGAGCAGCCUUCCAAAUCUGACAGCAUGGACCAGACACCCGACUCGAAGGGCGACAAAGAAAAAACGGAAGAGCCUUCACAUGCAAAAUCUGCCAGCAAGGCAGAGGACGAGAAAGACGAAGUCCAACCUAUAGUGCUCCGCCACGAGACCACUCGCUCCUUGGCGUAUCGACUACUUGACGUGGAUAUCGGCGACAGCAGUGACGAAGGCGGCGACGAGGAUUGUGCGUUCUUUUACGAUGGAAUGGAUAAUACCUACACAACCAUGGCCGCAGUUGCUGCCGAGGGGAUCGAGCAAGAGACAAAACUGGGCAAAGUCGAAAAGCGAAAAUCGCAGACUGAAAAGAAGAAGGAAGAGCCAACAGUUCCAGUCAAGCGUAACGAGUUUUCCGAACUUGGAGAACGAUCCAAGCUGGCUGCAUCUGUGCUUCUAGCGAAGCAAGAGCCAGCGGAAGACAACUUUGACAAUUUCCCCUACCCCUCGAAAAAAGCACUGGAAACAAGCCAGCAGGAAGCGAUGAUGCUUGAUGAGGCAGGCAGCCCUCUGAAAGCAGCCAAGCGAUCUACCGUCAAGAUUGAGCAGAUUGACACGACAACAGACGAGAUUGUUCAUGUGUGGGCCAAUGCACAAAGCGCCGCAGCUACGAUGCAGCUACCUCUUGACGAGCUGAAGCGUCUGCUUGAUGGAGAUUACGACGAAGAUCUGGGGGAUGAAAUCGGCGGCUAUCGAUGGCGUUUUGCCCUCGCAGGUGCCAAAGUUACUGCAGGGCUGGAAACGACUGGAAGGGGCAAGAAGGGAAGAGAGGCGUGGCUCGAGUUUCGUGACAAGCUGUAUGAUCCAAGCGAGCCCCACCUAUACAAGAAUGGGAAUCGUCUGCGAGAUUACCAGGUCGAUGGUGUCAAUUGGCUAGCCUCGACCUACUACAAACGUCACGGCUGCAUUCUAGCUGACGAGAUGGGUCUUGGGAAGACUGUUCAGAUUGUAUCUUUCAUCGAGCAUCUGUAUCGGGUUGAAAAGAUUAAGCGGCCGUACUUGGUGGUUGUGCCUCUCUCCACCGUGGAGCAUUGGCGUCGUGAAUUUGAUGGAUGGACCGAGAUGGUAACGUGCGUCUAUCACGAUCGACAACGUGUUUGGCGUGAUGUCCUGCGCGAGUACGAAUGGUACUACAAGGACCGACCACACACGGCAGACUUUCUCAAGUUUGACGUGCUGGUGACAACGUACGACACUCUCAUUGGUGACUUUGACGUGAUUAGCCAGAUCCCUUUUCGGGUGGCUGUCGUAGACGAAGCGCAUCGUUUGCGGAACCAGAAAGGGAAAUUGCUCGAGUGCAUGCGUGAAAUCAGUGCGAAGGGAACUUUGCAGUAUGGAUUCCAGAGCCGAGUCCUGAUGUCUGGAACACCCCUUCAAAAUGACCUGAAUGAGCUAUGGACGCUGCUGAACUUUAUCGAACCCUUCAAGUUCCCUGAUCUGGAAGAGUUCCAGGCCAACUUUGGAAACAUGGCCAAUAGGGAGCAAGUUGAAAACUUGCAGCAGAUGAUAUCGCCGUACAUGCUUCGGCGUAUCAAGGAAGAUGUAGCCACCGACAUCCCGUCAAAGGAAGAAACCGUCAUUGAUGUGGAAUUGACAAGCAUCCAGAAGACGUACUAUCGCGCCAUCUUUGAACACAACCACGCCUUUCUGAACAUGGGUGCAACUAGGACGAACGCUCCGAAAUUGAUGAACAUUCAAAUGGAGUUGCGGAAGGUCUGCAACCAUCCCUUUUUGCUAGAUGGCGUGGAGCACCGAGAGACUGAGAAGCAGUUUAAGGAGUUUCUGGAUUCGGGUGCAUUUGAGGGUAAGACACCGGAAGAGCAGCAUCACAUGAUCACUGUACAGGGCAUGAUCAUGUCUAGCGGAAAGAUGGUGUUGUUAGACAAGUUGCUGCCAAAGCUUCGCCAGGAAGGACACAAAAUCUUGAUCUUUAGCCAGAUGGUGAAGAUGCUGGAUUUCAUUUCAGAGUACUGCGAGUUUCGUACUUUUCCCUACGAAAGGCUUGAUGGGCGUGUUCGCGGCACGGAACGUCAGAAGGCUAUCGAUCGCUUUGAGCGGGAGGACGACAGCUUCCUGUUUCUCUUGUCGACAAGAGCCGGGGGAGUCGGUAUCAACCUUACUGCUGCAGACAUCUGCAUCAUCUUUGACUCUGAUUGGAACCCCCAAAACGAUGUCCAGGCUCAAGCCCGAUGCCACAGGAUUGGGCAAACCAAGGAUGUGAAGAUCUUUCGUCUUAUAACCAGCAGAACGUUUGAACAAGAAAUGUUCGAUCGAGCAAGCAAGAAGCUGGGUCUAGAGCAGGCGGUCCUGGGAACCUUCGAGCAGGCCAACGAAGACGACAAACCAACCAACAAGGAAAUGGAACAGCUCUUGAAGAGGGGUGCUUAUGCUUUGAUUGAGGAUGAGAACGACGAAGAAGGCAAAGCAUUUUGUGCUGACGAUAUCGAAAAUAUCUUGGCCAAACGAACCAGGACGCGAGUCAUUGAAGGGGCAAAAACGGCAUCGUGGCUGAACAAGCAAGGAAUGGUUGUCAGCAAAUCCAAGUUCUCCAGUGAAAGCGGCGCGGGCAAACUGGAUAUGGACGACCCUCUGUUCUGGCAAAAGGUCAUGCCCGACUUUGUGACGCCCUCGAUUAUGCUUCAGAAGCUGGAUGAAAUUUCGGCGGAAAUCCUCGGAUCUCCCAAGAAGGGGCCUGGUCGAGGUCGCUGGCGCGAAAAGAGGGAACAAGAAGCUGCAGCUGCUGCCGCAGCGGCGAAGGAGGCGGUAAAUGGCGACGACGACAAGAACGACCCAGACGGAGAGGAAAACGACAAGAAAGACAAGCCAAAACCUGACGAGGAUGAAGACAAAGCGGAAUCAGAAGCAUCGGAUAAGGAAGAAGAUGAAGACGACGAAGAAGCGGAUGAGGGUAAUGAUAGCGACAGCGAGGACUCGCAGCCGAAGAAAAAGAAGUUCAAACUCACCCGAACCGGUAUUCGAAAGGUCGCAAAGUUCAUGGCUGAUCUGAAGAGUAUGAUGGCAAGCGUGCUGGAUGAAGCCGAGGACAAGACGUUGUCCGCCACUGAGAAGGCAACGUGUCAGAAGCUCAUGCUUCAGAUAUCAAUCAACGAAAAGCUCUUCAAUGAGCAGCAGAGGCAGUAUGCUAAGGGCAUGCUGAAGAAGCUUGAGGGCGAUCGACGCCGACGGUGCCGUACAUCCGACCAGCCGCGCUUUACCCCGGGACGUUCACGUCGUGGUAAUGAUGAAGUCCCUGAGAAUGUGAUCCCUGAAGAGCUUCGUAUUGUGAGCACGAAAAAGGUGAAACGGAAACGCCGGACAAAGGCGGAAAUGGAAGCCGAUCGUCAAGCAGCUGAACUCCUCAAGAACAAGCGGAAACGGACGAAUUCUGAUGACGAGGUGGACGAGGACGGAUAUCUUCGCCACUCAGAUUCAGAAGGCGACUGGUCUGAUGUUGCAGGCGGCGACGGGAUCUAUGGGAUUGGAAAGAAACGGAACGUCAUUAGCCGCAAAGAAGCAAAUCGACGACGGGGUUGGUGCGUCGACGAUGACAGUGCGACAGCAGCCGGUCGACCUUGGCCUGUUUUCCCUCGCAACGUUGUUACCAAGGUCCUGCGCACCAUGUUGGAAUAUGUAUUCGAGUACGACGAGUCCAAGGGUGGGGUGUUUUCAGUUCCUGUUCCGAAGGAUGAUUUCCCGGAGUACUACGAGCAAAUCAAAAAGCCAAUGGAUUACGGCACGAUGAAAAAGAAACUGGAUAAGGGCGAAUAUCGCUCUGCUCAGGCGAUGCAAAAAGAUUUCAUUCUGGUCAUGCAGAACUGUUUGGCAUUCAACUCUGCAAACUCCGACAUUGUCAAGGAUGCAAAGCAACAAGCCUUGUUGAGGCCCAGUUUACUGCGAAAAGCAGCCGCGAAGCAUCAUUUGUUCUUGUCCGAGGACGGCACUGUUUUGGAAGUCGUUGAGGAUGACGCCAAGGAGAAGGGUGGCGAAAAGAAGGAAAAGAAGAAAAAGAAGAGCUCCAGCAGCGAGCCACCAACCAAAAAGAAAAAAGUGGUCAUCAAGAAAAAGGCCACGGAAGACAAGGAAGGCGAUGGAGGAGGAGGAAAGAAGGGCUCUGUCAAGAAGCCUCGAAUUCAAAUCUCCUUGUCAACUUCGUCGAAGAGCAAGGAUACAAGUGAGGCUGAUGGGAACGGCAAAACCAUAAAGAAGCGCCGACGACGCAAGCCUGGAGAGACUGAAGACAAUGCCAAGAAGAAGACAGAGUCGGAUUCCCCAAAUCCCAAGCGCAAGAGAAGGAAACUCAUUAGUAAUGAUGCCGACGGCAGUUCAUCCAAAGCCACCGGGCUUGUUGGCAAGGGCGCUAGCCAAAUGGCGGACCCCGAUGAGGACUCGCAGGAUGAGGAUGACAGGCCCAUCACGUCAAUGAAAGUGACGCGUUCGAAAGCUGCUGCAAAGAAUGACAGUGAAACAGAGUCAGAAAACGACGCGCCAUCCAAAGGAGACGGCGCCAUCUUUAUGGACGUUGAUUUCUGGAAGAAGGAGCGAGAGAAGCUUAAAAAGGGAGACUUUCUCGCAGCCAGGGCUCUCUUUAGCAAAUAUGGCCCGUGGUCGCUUCCCGAUCUGAACUCCAGCAAGCCGUUCAAGCUGAUUGCCAAAGCCACGCUUUCCAAAAUGGACAAGCAUGACAAAUACUCGGUCUUUGCAGAUGCUGUUUCAGACAGCGAAGCUCCUGGAUACAGCGAUGUUAUCAGCAACCCCAUGCAUUUCAGUAGGAUGAAGCAAAAGAUCGAGAAGAAACAGUACGGCUCAAGUUUCAAGAAAUUGUACGAGGACUUUUUGCUGGUCUUCGACAACUGUUACGCCUACAAUGAUGCCGACGGGGAUGUCGUGAAAGAAGCAGCUCGACUCUUUGGACUUCUGCCAGAAGCGUUUGCCACUGCCGCUUCCCAUGCAGCAAAGCCGGCAAAGAAGUAAGGUUUUCACUGUACUCUCCCUCCGUGGAUACCAACACCGUAUUUACGUUUCAAUGUUGUUAGGUGAUAAGUGAAUAAGUGACAAGUGUUGCGCUGCUAUCAAUAGUCUAGAGAAUGGAAUCUAGCUUAUCUGGGAUGUCUGCGCUCGGAUCACUGAGGCUCGUCGGUGUCGAUGGGCUACGGUACAUGUAGGUACAUGCAGGUAGCUCCUGUUUUCCUAAUGUUUGAGACGUAUUUCGGUUCAAAAUGCUACGGUACCCCUCUUUACCAAAGUCAAAAGCGGAGGUUAGGGCAGAGAGAACAACCGUACAAUAAAUAAAGUAAAGCAAAGCUGCUGGUGAAAACAUGGUCUAGUA
This is a messenger RNA of Seminavis robusta, 8504 nucleotides long. The record is from the annotation of a GenBank genome assembly. NCBI's taxonomy places the organism in Eukaryota, Bacillariophyta, Bacillariophyceae, Naviculales, Naviculaceae.